Perca fluviatilis (European perch) is the source of this 8169-nucleotide messenger RNA. RefSeq names its product diacylglycerol kinase delta. The coding region runs from base 636 to 3914 and encodes 1092 amino acids. Gene Ontology annotation, molecular function: ATP-dependent diacylglycerol kinase activity. Gene Ontology annotation, biological process: lipid phosphorylation; diacylglycerol metabolic process; intracellular signal transduction. The record is from RefSeq and is a predicted model, not a curated record. Lineage: Eukaryota; Metazoa; Chordata; Actinopteri; Perciformes; Percidae. The transcript has 31 exons.
GCGUACGCGCGAGCGUUAUUUGCUCUCCGUUUAACCUCGGAACAGCGAUUCGAGGCGACUCGACACGGCCGCUUUCAAAUCUCUCUCUGUCUCUCUGUCUCUCCUCGCCCCUGCUCCCUCCCUCCUUCCCUCCCUCCCUCCUUCUUUCUACCUGAUUCAGAUCCGUUCCGACGCUAUGCGUAUGACCGCGUCUCUCUCUGCAAGGCGAGCACCACCAGAGAGACCCGCACGCUGCUGCUGCUGCUGCUGACCGCGAGCACCUAAACGCCGGCUGACGAGCGACCCAGGCCGGGCAACAGGAGCGGGAGACGCCGCCGCUGAUUAACCUCCGGCGGAGGAGAAGGUGGACGAAAUUAACAGUUGGCCCUGGAUAGAGAGAUCGGCAAGAGGACGAGUGUGGCGUCCCGGAGCCUGCUGUCCCAUUCAUCAUCCUCUCCUCUCUUCCUCUUCUUAGCCAAGCUUUUACCUCGCCAAACUCCACUCUUUCAUCUCUUCUUUCCCUCUUUUAUUCCUCCUACUCUGCAACUGGCAAACUUUUCAUUCACACCUCUGCCUUCUCUCUUUCUCUCUGUCCUUUUUCCAUCUUCCAUCUAUUCUUCCCUCUCUCUUCCUUUGCUUUUGACUGGGAGCUCGUCAUGGCCUCUAAACUGAACCCCAACGUCCUGUAUGUGGCGGAGCACGGCGAGUCUCUGGGCUCACCCCAAGCGGAUUCUGAAAACACUCACAUUACUGGAGAAGCUGGAGAAGAGUCAUCAGACAGCGACGGGGAACAAGAAGAGACGUCGCACAAGUUGAUCCGCAAAGUGUCUACCUCGGGACAGAUAAGGGCCAAGAAAAGUGUGAAGGAGGGAAUCCUGUUAAAGCAGACCAGUUCUUUCCAGAGAUGGAAGAGGAGGUACUUCAAACUCAGAGGCAGGACCCUCUACUAUGCCAAAGACUGCAAGUCUUUGAUUUUUGAUGAAGUGGACCUAUCAGACGCCAGUGUGGCCGAGACCAGCACCAAGAACAUCAACAACAGCUUCACACUGAUCACGCCAUUUCGCAAACUAAUGUUAUGUGCCGAGAGCAGGAAGGAAAUGGAGGACUGGAUCGGCGCUCUUAAAUCCGUCCAGAAAUGGGAAACCUAUGAGGCCAGCCAGUUCAACAUGGAGCAUUUCUCUGGGAUGCACAACUGGUACGCCUGCUCGCACGCCAGGCCGACCUUCUGCAACGUCUGCAGGGAGGCUCUGCCAGGCGUCACCUCCCACGGCCUGUCCUGUGAAGUUUGUAAAUUCAAGGCUCAUAAACGCUGUGCAGUUCGCUCCACCAACAACUGCAAAUGGACCACACUGGCGUCCAUAGGAAAUGACAUCAUUGAGGAUGAGGAAGGGGUGUUUAUGUCCCACCAGUGGCUGGAAGGCAACCUGCCGGUCAGUGCCAAAUGUGUGGUGUGUGACAAGAACUGUGGCAGCGUGCGGCGGCUGCAGGACUGGCGCUGCCUCUGGUGCAAAGCCAUCGUCCACAACAGCUGUAAAGAACAAAUGGGUAAGGUGUGUCCCUUGGGUCAAUAUCGAGUGUCAAUCAUCCCUCCCACUGCACUUAACAGCAUCGACUCAGACGGCUUCUGGAAGGCCACCUCAGCGUCGUGCUCCAGUCCUCUCCUGGUCCUGGUCAACUCCAAAAGUGGAGAUAACCAGGGAGUGAAGUUCCUCCGCAAAUUCAAGCAGCUCCUCAACCCAGCUCAAGUCUUUGACCUGAUGAAUGGAGGACCAGAGCUCGGCCUGCGCCUUUUCCAGAAGUUUGUGACGUUUCGUAUCCUGGUGUGCGGAGGAGAUGGCAGCGUGGGCUGGGUGCUCUCAGAGCUGGAUAAACUCAACCUCCAUAAACAGUGCCAGCUGGGCGUGUUGCCUCUGGGCACAGGUAACGACCUGGCUCGGGUUCUGGGCUGGGGAGGCCUCUGUGACGACGACGCUCAGCUGCUGCAGAUCCUGGAGAAGCUGGAGAGAGCCACCACCAAAAUGCUGGACCGAUGGAGUGUGAUGACGUACGAGGUGCCUGCCACCACUAAACGCACACCGAUAGUGAAAGAAGACGACAGUCUUGAUUCUCCUCUGCAGGUCCACAUCACUCAGUAUGCAGACUCUGUGGCCUCCCACCUCGCCAAGAUCCUGGACUCGGACAAACACAGUGACGUCAUUUCCUCUGCCAAGUUUCUGUGUGGGACGGUGAAUGAUUUUGUGGCGGAGGUGGGGAAGGCGUACGAGAGAGCAACAGAGAACAAGGAGGAGGCAGAUGCCAUGGCAAAGAAGUGUGCAUUGCUGAAUGAGAAGCUUGAUUCCCUCGUCAAGGCCUUAAGUGAGGAAGCAGAGGCUCAGGUGGUGCCAGCUGGUUCGGUGCCCAGCCAGGAGAGUGGCGGCUCAAGCCCUGUCGAAAGUGGCGGGGAGUCAGGUUCAGAGGGUAAAACAUACCGGUCCAAGGAGCAGCUGAUGCUCAGGGCCAACAGCCUGAAGAAAGCCCUGAGGCAGAUCAUCGAACAGGCCGAGAAAGUGGUGGAUGAGCAGAACCAACACACGCAGGUCCAGAGAAUGUCGUCCUCGACCUCCAUCAAAAGAGAAAACAGCGAGGAGCUGAAGGAUGCAGAGCCACGUCAAGGAAGCUUAAGUCCCACCUCCCCCAUUGUCCUUGAGAAACCAGAGAGCCUCCACACUGUCACCUUCAGCGAGGACACUGUACAAUGCUCAGAGAAGUGUGUGAUGAACAACUACUUUGGCAUCGGCCUGGACGCUAAGAUUUCCCUCGAGUUCAACAACAAGAGAGAUGAGCACCCUAAAAAAUGCAGCAGUCGCACCAAGAACAUGAUGUGGUAUGGAGUGCUGGGGACGAAAGAGCUGGUCCAGAAGACGUACAAGAACCUUGAGCAGAGGGUUCAACUGGAGUGUGACGGUGUUCCCAUGUCUCUGCCGAGUCUGCAGGGCUUGGCUGUGCUCAACAUCCCCAGCUAUGCAGGCGGUAUCAACUUCUGGGGAGGCACCAAAGAGGAUAAUAACUUUGGCGCUCCGUCAUUUGACGAUAAGAAGUUGGAGGUGGUGGCGGUGUUUGGCAGCAUGCAGAUGGCCAUGUCCAGAGUCAUCAACCUGCAGCACCACCGCAUUGCACAGUGCCGCCAGGUGAAGAUCACCAUCCUAGGGGAGGAGGGGGUCCCUGUGCAGGUGGACGGAGAGGCCUGGAUCCAGCCGCCGGGCAUCGUCAAGAUCGUCCACAAGAACCGAGCGCAGAUGCUCACCAGAGACAGGGCGUUUGAGAGCACACUGAAGUCAUGGGAGGACAAGAGGAAGUUUGACAGCUACCGCGACAGCAGACCCCGCCUUAACUCCCAGCAGUCCAUGGAGUACCUGACGGAGGAGGAGUGCGCUCAGGUUCAGCAGCUGGGCGUCGUGGCCGACACGCUUAUCAACAAGAUCCGUGAGGCAGCCAAGACUCACAUGCUGGUGGAGCAAGAGUUAGCUCACGCCGUCAACGCCACCGCCCUGGUGCUCACAGAGGCCAAACUGUCCAGCCCUGAGUGUCUAAGUCGCAGCACGGCGGUGGAAAUCGUCAACAGCAGUAAAGUUCUCCAGGCUGAGACUAGGAUGCUGCUCGAUGGAAAACUACUGUCUGAUUCUCCAGAGGAAGAGGAGCUCCGGUCGACCCUUAACAGCCUCAGUGCCGAGCUCCACAAGCUGGACGACAUCCACUGGAUCUGUCCGCUCAUGCAAUGCUCCGAGGAGGACUCAAUGAGGGGCAGCAAUAAGAGCAGCAGCAGUAUAAAGCUGAAGCUCAUACCCAAGGUGAAGAAGGAGAGAGAGAAGCUCCACAAGCAGAAGUCCAACAGCUCUCUCUCAGGAAAUUGGGAAAUCCGAGGUGGGACUGGUGAGGCAGACUCCUCGGGCAAUUGAAGUCCUGCAUGAGGUGCUUAUUACCGACCCCCUCAUUACCCUGACAGCCAGGGGUGAGGAGCACCCCUCCUGUUCUCCUCUCCUCCAACCGUGAUACCCAGUGGCCUGACAGAGGUGUGAGGAAGAAAAGGAAAACCAUCUUUCCAAAGUUUAUGCUAUUUCCUACCUGCUUCUUUGUCCUCCAUUUUGCAGGGGGGAUUUUUGUUCUAUUUCUUGUUUUCUGUUGUUGAAGGGGCCUGGCUUUGCAUUGCAUUGCUUCACCACUGGCGUUCUGCUUUUGGUUCUGUUUACCCGCUUGAGUUUGGAAGUCGCCGUGGCCAGCAGCGAAUCAAACAAAGGACAAGGGAGGCGUGGAACAAAAACGUUCUUGCAGAUGUUUAUUUUAUUAAUUUUUUUUUUUUUGGACAAAGAAAUGUGUUUACUUGGUGCACUCCUUGCAUGUCGAGUGCAGCCAUAUCAUUUUAUCAUAAGUUGUUACACUCUUUUAAUUCUUUUCUCUCUAACUUCAAUCGUUUUAUUUCUGAACUUAUGAACAGCCUUUAGACUUUGAUUUUUUUCUCCAGACUUUUUGAGGAGUAUUUAUUUCUUGUUGCUACUGCCAUGAGAACUCAAAGGGCAACAAAAUGAACAAAUCGAAAUAUCUCAACUUUAUCGUCUACUGAACUUGAGAAUAUCUUAAAUGUGCAAAAAAUGUACUGAGGAAUGUACUUGUGUGGACUUGUAUUAACCUGUGAAUAAUGUUAAAUGAUAAAUCAUAUAAGGUUUCACAAAGGUUCUACUGUGGUGGUUCUAAAGUGGUUCUUAAUGGGCUGUUGUCUGACUUGUGUGAUCCGAGGCUAUGCUUUAUGAUGUGUCAUUUCAUCUGGAAUUCAGCCUUAUGAAAAGAUCUGACUGAGGGAUUAAAGUACGGACAUCACUCAAUUAUCAAGGUCUAAAAUUUGACUCGUGAGAGUCAAAAAAAAACUCAUCCCACUGAUUUUAAGAACCAAUAGGAGGUACAGCACCAGAUGAAAUGACUCAUUAAGUCUUUUUUGGCAGUGUAUGGUGAAGGUGUUUACAGAAGGAGGAAGCAUCAAGGACACAUUAACAAAACAUUACAGCCACUCAGUAUAUUACUCCUACUUUGCCAUACUACUGAUUGUAUAUGUAAUAUAAGAAUAAGGGUCAGUGGAUAUUUGGUUUUUGCCUCGUCUGUGAAAAGCUAUUGUUACAUUAUUAUUAUUGCAAAUAUAUUAUCUAUUUUUUUGUAUAUCUUAUUUUCCCAAUGGUAACCUGUGAAACUGUCCUGGCUUUGCUGCUUCCCCCUUUGACAAACUCUUUGGCCAAAGUGCAUAUAAUCAAAGUCAAUUAAUGCUGUUCUGUGUGUCCCUGCAUGCAUGCAUACUUAGCCUUCCUUCGCCUCACAGUGUUAGGCAGCAGUUGCCUCAAAAUAGUGAGUUGUAGCUUGUUUGUACCGACCAGCAGCAUUUGUGGAUUUUUAUUUGUUUUAACUUGCUUGACGCACCAUUUAGUCUAGGUUGUACUGCGAGAGGAUGUUUAUUUAGCCAAAACACUUAAAUGUCUGCCAAUACUUUACGGUGUUGUCCAGACUUCAAGAGAGUGCAUUGAUUUACACCCACAGGGUUUUCCAAGCAGGUAUAACAACAAGAUUUCAUAUAUCUUGAGUACGUGAAACAAUUGUGGAUUCAUGUGCUGCUGUUAGGCAACUUCUACCAAGGUUUACAUUAAUGUUUUUGAAAGGAAUGGUUUAGACAUUUUAGAGGAAAUUUGCUGUUACUGCUAAAUAGAUGGGAAAAUGUAUGUCUUCUUCAUCUCUAUGCAAUCAGUAAAAAGAUGGAAAGAGAAAGCUCCCAGAUGUGCUUAACUUAGCUUAAAAAGGACAAAAGUCAUGUGUUAUUUACACAUAGCUUAUUAGCUAGCAAAUUAGUUCCCAAAGUAUGUUAGUUAACUGGGUUAAGUUAAGUGUUCAAAGCUUGCAACUCCUAGCAAAUCCUGUCCUAGCAACAGCUAGGCUUAACUGUAGGUAGUCAACAAAGCUCCAAUGUGUAAUCCAAUUAGUUAAACAGCAUUUUCUUUUACUAAAGGUGUUAAAUUUACACAUACAGUAAAUAAGAGGAAUACAGACAUAACUCUGAUAGCACUUAGCUAGCUGUUUCUUCUGCUGUGUUUAGUCAUAAGUGAUGAAGCUAACUCCCUAUUGACUGAACAGAGGUGAAUUUUGACAUUUCUUCUGCAUUAAUGUAAAUUUCUUUAAAUGUCUAGUAUUACUACUAAGUUUUAAUUGCCAGGAUGUAAUAAAGAAACACUAGUCAAUAUUAAACAUGAGUCAAAUACUAGCUACAAAUGUCCCAUAGGUGGAGGUAACCAUAGGAAAGUGAUGAUAGACCACUUGCCUAAAGUUGAUUUGUUGUGAUGCAACUCUACCACUUUCAAAACUACAAAAAAGGGACAUAACAAUGUUUAGACACUUUGACUCGCGUCUAAUCAAGGCAAACUAAGUGUUUUUUGAGAUUUUACUCGGAUAUUACAUCCACGAACAAGGCUGUAAACUGGUAAUGCAUCAUUUCUGUUCUUUUUUUCACCAAUAACGUAAAGGGUUAGUUCUUGAUUUUCUCAGUUAUUUAAACAUUUUUUUAUGAAAAAUAACCCAAACUAACUCCUGAUAGGACAGAGUUACUGUGAGGCGUUGUAGAUGUUCAGCUCUGGUAGAAUUGUGCUACUGUAUCCAUAGUGUGCCAGCUAUACGCUCUACACCUUAGAGGCUUAAGUGGUGUCGUGCCAAGUUUGUACUGAGUUCAGUGGGCUAUGAGACAUACAAGGUGUGUGUGAGAGUGUGUGAGCUUCAGAUGCAGAAGUUGUAUGUCGUACAUUUCAAAGUUUACUGUAUCUUGCCUUGCACUUUACGAAGAAGCAAACUUAAUGGGGAAAAAAAGACAUUUGUGUGCAUGUGUGCGUGUGUGUGUUGAAGAUUUCAAGUGUUUACGAGUGUUGUUUUUUUUUAAUUGAUUUGUUGACAAAUCUUUUAUUUAUGAUAAAUGUAUACGGACAAAAGUGUGUUGAUAAAAUGUAUAUAUCUAACUAAACAUAAAAGAAUGAUAAAUGUAUAGAGAUGUAUACACAUGUUUAUUACAUCAGUGGUUGUACAAUUACUCCCACAGCAGCUUGAGAUCUCCCAAUUAACGUCAAUGUUAUUACAUGUGAUUAUGUGUCAUUCCACUGCCAUAGCAAUGUCAUUGAAAUGUCUUUCCAAUGUUACACCAAUUGGUAUUGAAAUAGUAUUCUCCAAAUGUAACCAAGGUAAGGUUAUUCUAACUUUAAGCCAAAGUUAUUUGAAUUCUCUAGUGUUAUUACAGACUACUAAUGAAUCGAUUAACACAAAAAGAGAUGUCAUAUUCAGCCUAUGUUUAACCAACAUUUGGGUGAACUUUCUGUGUAUAAUUUAGAAAAUUUUAAAACUGUAAAAUCUAUUGAGAAAAUCUACUUUAUGCUUUAAUUUGCAUUUGUUGUGCUAAAAACGAACACAAAGAUGUGUCCAGUUACGGAACACACAUUUGUGGAAGCUAUUUCUGGGAUAAGAAUAACUAGUUGCCUAUGUUUCAUGGUCUUUUAACCAAGGAUUUCAUAGUUUUUCUUUUAAAGCAUAAUUUUUUGGGUUAUUUUGUAUGAGUGUCAUUUUUUUUUCUUCAUAUAGCAAAAAUGUCAUUUUUUACUGAAACUCCUCGAAAGAGUUGCAUGGAGCGGAGAAAAUGAAAUCAACCCACAGAUUACAGAUUACCCCCACCAUGUUUGUGCAACAGUAUUCCAUGGACAACAUUUGUGAACGCACCACCUGAUCUGAACAGCCAAAAUAUUUAAGACUGCGCAGUGCUGGAAGCCAGACUAGAUGUUGCACGACCUUGUACGUUGCGAGGUGUUUUAUUGUGUUAUCGUGUGCAGUGUGUAACAAAGACAAAGUCAGCGCAACCGUUUGGACAUUAAAUGAAUUAUUGAAGUGUGAAGCUGGUGUCCUUUGGUGUUAAUGUGUUGAUGAUGAUGAGAAAAUCCAGUUUCAGCGUACAUUUAAACUCUUAAAGGUACGGUCACAAUAAAACUUCCAAAAUUGCCCCGACGCAAUUUGAACAAACACUUGCAGGAUGGAAAUGUAAAGUGACCGUACCUUUUGUAAAUUCGUUCCUACUUCCCUAUUAUCUAUUGCACUUCAGUUUUGGUUUACCUUGCAAAUGGAGAGAAAAGUAAAGGCCUUGCUUCAAACCAA